Molecule: messenger RNA, 2411 nt
Organism: Caenorhabditis angaria
Lineage: Eukaryota; Metazoa; Nematoda; Chromadorea; Rhabditida; Rhabditidae
Source: the annotation of a GenBank genome assembly
AUGCUGGUUUGUCGAGGACAAAAUCGCGCAUUUUCUAAAUUUCUACAAAUUUCUGCAAAAGUUCAAGAAGCUUUGAAGAAUGGCGAAGGAGUUGUUGCAUUGGAAAGCACUGUUAUCACUCACGGUUUGCCAUUUCCGCAUAAUUUGAGGUGAGUGUGAUUUGUUUUUUAAAUUUUUGAUUUUUAUCAAAUAAUUGAUGUGUUUAUAUUUUCUUAUUUUUGUGUUAUUUUUUUUCAAAUUUUACUACAUUUUGAACUGAAUUUUCAAUGAUCAGGGUUAACUGUCAAAAAAAACUAUAAAAAUGCUGAUUAAAAUAUUUUCUCUUGGAAGAACAAGAUAGUGCAUUUUAUCGAUAGUUUCAGUCAAUUUUCUCUGAAAAUGCAAUAAACCUUGUGAUUAAAAACUACAUUUUUUUCCAAAUAGUUCGCCUUUUCAAAAAUUUACUGUCAAAAACCAUAAAACUGCUCUAUAAAUGUGUGCCUUUGGGAAGACAACAGGCGUUUUUUUUUCUAGAGUAAAUUUUUGUUUGGAAAAAAUCAACCUUUUUUGAACAAGUAAUAUUUCAAUUUGCUCCAUAAACAAAGAGAAAUUUCUGACACAUCGGAAAAUUUGGUUUCGGGAAGAUUUAUAGGAAUGUAAAAUCAACUAUUCGAAAACAAUAAAUUAUUUUCCGUGUUGUGAGAAUUACAACGUAGAGUAUUUCGGAAUUAGGUUUCAAUUGGAAAAUUUAGUAGUUUCUUUAAUAAAAAAAUUCCAUACUCCUAAUUUUGUAAAACAGAUUUGAAAAAGGAUCUCAAAAUUGUCAUUUUGGAUUGAGAAAUUUCAAAAAAAAAUGAAUUUAAAAAACAUCAUUCAGAUAAUUUUCUGAUCAUUUUCAGCACAGCUCGCGAUCUUGAAGACCAAGUUCGUCAAUCUGGCAGUGUUCCAGCAACCAUCGCGCUACUUGAUGGCCAUAUUCAUGUCGGUCUUGAUGCCGAUCAACUCAAACACAUUGCCUCCAGCUCGAAAGAAGCUGUUAAAGUAUCAACCAGAGAUAUUGCCAAAACUCUGGUGAAACGUCAAAUUGGUGGAACAACUGUUGCCUCGACAAUGAAAAUUGCAGAUGCUGCUGGAAUUCGAGUUUUUGCAACAGGUGGAAUAGGAGGUGUUCAUCGAGGAGCUGAUCAAAGUCAGUCUUUUUUUUUCAUUAAACAAAGUUUAGAAUUGAAAAUUUUUCAUUUCAGCUUUCGAUAUUUCUGCUGAUCUUCAAGAAUUAUCAAAGACACCAGUUUGUGUCGUUUGCUCAGGUGUCAAGAGUAUUUUGGAUAUUCCAAAAACAGUUGAAUACUUGGUAAGAUAAAUAGUUUUUUAUCAAUGUUCAAUCUAUAAUUUUCAUUUCUUUUAGGAAACUCAUUCGGUGAACUGUGUUGUUUUUGGAGAAGAAAAUGUAUUUCCAAGUUUCUUCACCAGAAAAUCUAACAGAAAAGGACAAUUCAACACAACAGAUCUUGAGGAAAUCGUCAGACUUUUGGAAACUUCAAAAAAGUUGGGAUUGCCUUAUGGAACUGUAUUGGCUUGCCCAAUUCCAGAAGAAUUCGCUGCAGAUGGAAAUGUUAUUCAGAUGGCUAUUGAGAAAGCAUUGAAAGAAGCAGAGUGAGUAGAGAAAACAUAUACAGUUAUAUAUUUUGGAUACGUAUUUCUGUUGGUGAAUAACAAAAGAAAUUUUGGAUAAAAAUAGACAAAAACAAUAGUACAUUACCGUUACUGUGGUGGGAAAGUUGUGUACUUUUUUGGAGUGUUUUUUCCCACCUAAGCUGAUUGUUUCGAAUAUGAGUGUGAAAAUGAAUGAAAGAUUUUGUUGGGAAGUUUGAAUGUGAACAAAAUAUAACGUGAUACAACUGUACUCACCAGUAAUUUAGACAUCCUAACACCUGAAAAACAGCAUCCAAGCGUAACUCUUGAUAUAUAAAAAAUCAUAAAAUUCAUUCAUUGUUUCCUGAAAAAUAUUCAAAGUUAACUAUUUUCUAGAGAACAAUCAAUUGCUUCACAAAACGUCACACCAUUCAUUCUUGCUCGAGUUAAUGAGCUCACUAAAGGAGCUUCAAUGAAAACAAGUAUGGUUCUUUCAAUUCUCUGAAAUGUUUUGUCUUCCAAUUUUCCUUUUCAGAUAUUGCUCUUCUCAAAAACAAUGCUCGAAUCGCGGGUCAACUAGCUCAGAAACUGAAACUCUACAAACCUCCACAAAACUUCAGUCAACAACCAAAAGCAGUCAAAAAGGCGUCAAAAGUUGUGAGUUGACCUUUUUCUUCAACAAACACGCAUCAUUGUUUACAUAUUGUAACAAAUGAUUUUUCUAAUUAAAGGUUUCAAUCGGAGCAACAAUCGUCGAUUUCGAGGCAAUCACGAGGGACGACAUUAAGGUGAGAAAUUGA